AGCAUUUUCAUCGUGUAUAAUGCGCUAAAUUCAUUUAACCUUUAAACUUUUAACUUAUCUUAAAGAUACUGUUACUAUAUUGUGUGUGUUCUUUCAGCGUCGAAAAUUAAAAUACUGAAUGGCAAUGAGUACUACGCUAGACUUUUACAGGAAACAUUCUACGAGAUCGAAGAAAGAUGCUUCUGCAAUUUAAAACUGACGGACUUUAACCAAACACUGAAUGAAAACCUUUACAACUGGCAUGUGGUUGGACAUGCCUAUUACACCAAUGGUUUCGUCGUCUCCCUUGAGAGAAUCUCAUUGACUGGCCAGCAGACUUCCGCUCAUUAUUCCAAUAGUGGCGUCACCACAGCAUCUUUCGUCGCCAUUAUCAACAUGUUUAACGUCAAAAUUGGGUAUGACAUCACUGCCGUCCUGGAUAAAGAAGGCACUCACAGGUUCACCGGUAUCUAUAACCACAACUUACUGCAGCUGACAUUGACCCUUACGAAAAAUUUAGCCUCGGGAGAGUUUACAGCGGAGUCAUCAAGGUUAUCUGUUUCUGGUGGUAGUGGUGUCAGAAUGGUUUACAUGCCAGAAAGUAGCAUCAGUGAAGUAUUGUCAAGACGGUUUUUAGCAUCAAGUACGAUGGAUAAUCUCAGAACAUGGACAAAUAAUAUAAUAAUACCGAUUUUAUUUGAAAAAACGAAAACGAUCGAGUUCCCCGGCUAUUGCGUGCAUUGUUGAAUUUAUGGACUAUUAAACAAUUUAUUACAAGAUAUUUAAAUUAUUUCUCCCUGACAUAACGAACCUUCUAAUUCAAAUACAUUGAUCAGUCUAACUGAGCUAUAUUGGAUACCUU
This is a messenger RNA of Diatraea saccharalis (sugarcane borer), 841 nucleotides long. NCBI's taxonomy places the organism in Eukaryota, Metazoa, Arthropoda, Insecta, Lepidoptera, Crambidae. The record is from the annotation of a GenBank genome assembly.